UAUUUGCCAUAUCUCGUUAGCAAUGCGGCUAACAAAAAAUGCACUGGCCGUGCUGGGAGCAAUUGCCUUGCAUACAAGUAAAAGCAGACGGGUGAAGAAUAUAUUUAAGUCAUCGGGGUCGCCACCACAAACGCAGGAAAUAGUGCUGUUCCUGGGCUGUAAUUGCCAAUGGCCGGUCCGCAGACGAGACGGAGCCCGAGGGACUGGCGCCCGAGCCGCGGCCGGGGAGGAGCGGCGCUGGCGGCGCUGUGUGCCUGCGCGCUCUGGAGCUCCGUGUGCGCCAAGCCCAGCAACAUCGUGUUGAUCCUCACCGACGACCAGGAUGUCCAGCUCGGGGGACUGACACCAAUGAAGAAGACGAAAUCGCUGAUUGGUGAUGCCGGGGUCUACUUUUCCAAUGCUUUCGUGGUGUCGCCCCUGUGCUGCCCCAGCCGCAGCAGUAUUCUGACGGGAAAGUACCCCCACAACCAUGAAGUGCGUAACAACUCCCUGGGGGGUAACUGCAGCAGCCCUGCAUGGCAGCAGGGACCCGAGACGACGGCUUUUCCGGUCUUCCUGGGGAAGCAGCUGUACCAGACCUUCUACGGGGGAAAGUACCUGAACCAGUAUGGAAAGGAGGAGGCGGGGGGUGUGAGCCAUGUCCCCCCUGGCUGGGACCAGUGGUACGCUCUGGUUGGGAACUCGCAAUAUUACAACUACAGUCUAUCGGUGAACGGCAAAGAGGAGACCCAUGGAGACCAGUAUGACAAGGACUACCUGACAGAUCUCAUUGUGAACAGAUCCAUGCAGUUCAUCGACGAGAGAAGCCCACAGCGACCGUUCCUCAUCAUGCUGGCCCCACCCGCCCCUCACUCCCCUUGGCUAGCGGCCCCCCAGUACCAGAACGCCUUCAGCAACUUGAAGGCGCCCAGAGACGGGAGCUUCAACAAACCUGGAGGAAAGGACAAGCACUGGCUCUUGCGGCAGCCCACCAACCCCAUGACCAACACCUCCAUCGCCUACCUGGACAAUGCCUAUCGCAGGAGGUGGCAAACCCUGCUGUCUGUGGACGACCUGGUGGAGAAACUGCUGAAGAAACUGGAAGAUGUGAAGGAGCUGAACAACACCUACGUGUUCUUCACCUCGGACCACGGCUACCACACCGGGCAGUUCUCCCUGCCAAUCGACAAGAGGCAGCUCUACGAGUUCGAUAUCAGAGUUCCCCUCAUGGUUCGUGGGCCUGGCAUCAAACCCAACCAGACCCUGCAGGCCCCAGUUUUGAACAUCGACUUGGGUCCCACAUUCCUGGACAUCGCAGGAGUCAACCUGUCUCAGGUGAACAUGGACGGACAGAGUUUCCUGCCACAGAUGGCCCCCUCUCUCCGGAAUGGCACGUCCCGGCCCUACUUCCUGGUGGAGUACAUUGGGGAGGGACACACCGGCCCAGAUCCGGACUGUCCAAAGCUGGGCUCGGGCCUGUCUGAAUGCUUCCCUGACUGCGUGUGUGAAGACUCCUUCAACAACACGUACGCCUGUGUGCGGACGCUCACUGGAUACAACAUGCAGUACUGCGAGUUUGCAGACAGCGAGUCCUUUGUUGAAGUUUACAACCUGACAGCUGACCCUCACCAACUGGAGAACAUUGUGAAGAAGGUUGACCCCACCCUCCUACAGACCAUGAACCAAAGGCUGAUCAGGCUCCAGUCGUGUGUGGGAAGCUCCUGCAGGGACAACAAGUACUAGCCAAUCACUGAAGGGUGGGCGGAACCACGGCUGUUCUAAGAUUGUAGAGCACUUUUAAGAGGGAGUGAAGAAUGGAUCCACUUCUUCCUUCUCAAUGUGAAACCAAAUGUUUUGCUGUAUUCCGUGCCAGUAUUUUCCAACCGGCACCAAUUCCUGAACUGAUUUUCACUGUUUAAGUUCAGCUUCACUACUCAUCAAUAUGUGAACUUAGACUUCCUGUGGCACUGUGACAAGCUCCUCUUUAGACGAAGUAAUUCUGUGUAUGCUAUCAACACCUAUGUUUUUAAAGUAAAUCUGUCUUCUGCUGGAAAUUAUCCUGGACUUUAAAAAUGAAAACAGACACAAAAAUGGCCUGGUUUGCAUUUUUGACUUGUUUUUAAUAACAUCCUGAUUUAAUAGGGGCAGGGGGGCUUAAGGGAGAAAAGCACAAUGCUGUAAGCGAGUGUUUCCUAAUGCGGUCCUUGGGGACUCGCAGACAGUCCAUAUCUUUCCUACCGGGAGCUGGAAGGUAGCAAAAAUGUGGACUGUCCGGCAGGGAGCUGGGAUGAAACAAAAAUGUGGACCAUCUGUAGGUCCCCGAAGACCAUGUUGGGGCACUGCGCUAAGCCAUAGGGACGAUUGUCAUAAAUAAUGGAGUGCCUUGCAUUGAUGCUUUUGUCAUUUGCACUAAAGAGAAGUUUUAUGUAUGUUUGCACAAUAUGAAUAUUACUGCAUUAUGAAACCAUCAAUAAAAGGGUAAUGAUGAA
This is a messenger RNA of Brienomyrus brachyistius, 2468 nucleotides long. RefSeq names its product glucosamine (N-acetyl)-6-sulfatase (Sanfilippo disease IIID), b (gene gnsb). Gene Ontology annotation, biological process: glycosaminoglycan metabolic process. The record is from RefSeq and is a predicted model, not a curated record. Gene Ontology annotation, molecular function: N-acetylglucosamine-6-sulfatase activity; glycosaminoglycan binding. NCBI's taxonomy places the organism in Eukaryota, Metazoa, Chordata, Actinopteri, Osteoglossiformes, Mormyridae.